AUGAGAACAUACCCUGAAGAAUAGAUGAGAGAAUAUGCAGCACAUGUAUGUUUGCAUUAUCAAAAAAUUUAGAUUUCUUAUUUCUGUUUUAUAAAAGACAUGUAAUAGAUAACCUGUUUCUGUAAUCAUCGAUGCCUCGUGCAUACUUUUAUACAGUAAUGUUUACCGAAUGUCAGAUCAUCGCCAACACUUCAACAUACCGCUCAUUUAGCUGGAAGCAGUCAGGCAUAUUUAAAGACAAUAUGUUUCUUGUUUUAUUUCAGUGUUUUACUCAGUUAACAUAGUACAGCAGUACAGCGACCCAGUAUUCAAUAAAUAAACAAUCGUAGACAAUCAUGAAACGCUACACAAAUGAGUCCAUCUUCAAUAAACUUAACCAUCGUUUCGGCACGUAAAUUUAAUUAUUAAUUCAAACGCGAGUAUGUCUACUGUUUAUGUCGAAAGCCAUAUUCUGGAUAAAUUGAUGUAGUAUGUACAAGAACACUAGAUUUCCUUGCCUAUGUGCCGAAUUUGAGUAAGGUUGUUCCGAACUAAUCCAUUAUUUCAGGUUUAGACUCAUGAAUCGUCGGAUAUAAUCACAUUUAUCCCUUGAGUACGUACUCCGCUGAUCUUUAUAUUCAGGUAUACCGCGUACAAAGCAUCAACAAAAGAUAACUCCUAUAGUACAGUACGCCAGCAUACUGACGCCACGGUGAAGUGUGUGUAAUUGUGACAUGACGUUAAAGGAGAAGAAAAUUUAAAUAUCAAACAAAUACGAUUGAAAAGAGUAUGUAUUUCCUCGCUUGACCAUCGGGAAACCGGAAUGUUGGAUGUAGGUUCCGAGUUUACACGAACAAGCCGGCGGUUUUAACGACUGUCAAUGGCUGAGAGGCAACACGCCCCAGCAUAAAUUACAGUGUGUUGAAGAUGGAGGACGCGAUGAACUCAGCGAUUUAUGCCAGCUUUGCCGUUUUCAGACUUCACGUGUAUGUCGAGGAAAAAUCGCAAACUUAUGAAGCAGGCACCACCAGAUAGAAAAAAAAAUGCUCUUUUCAGCCUAUAGUGUCAUUGUUUUAAGUUUUCUUCUCCUUUAGGAAUGGUAUUAAGAAUCGUAUGGUGACCUAACGUGACUUGGUUUGAAAUCCUGAAUGAAUCUAACCUUACGCUACUCCUCAUUUGGGUAAUACCGCUGGAUCAUUUACUCUACAACUUACGUUAUCAGGAAAUUUGCGGAAACCCAUGAUGAUACAUCUAAGUCCCAUAUCCUUAUAUCGGCUCAAUUAAUUUGUCACAUUUCAUCUCUAUACCUAGUACACCUAUUCUUAACCCUUAAUGUCAGUAUACCCUCCCAGAGUGUCGGCGCACGAGAAAACUGACGUCUGUUAUCUGUUAUAUGUACAUACGUUAUAACCCGACCUUUUAUCGUCCUGUUUUACAUUAUUCUGCACAAAAUGUAUGUACAUACACUGUGUAGAAGAGUCACAACUUUUUUUUAAGUACACUCGAAAAGAAGGUAGGUAGAUUUAAGAUCACAAUGAACUGAUAAUCAAUUUUCAAGAGUUAAACAGUUUCAAGGUGGCACAACAUUAUAUUUUGAGUGUCCAGUGUUCCCCACCCCUCAAUGUACCCCUACCCCCACCCCAGCCACAAGCCGCGAGGCCUCUGUCUGUGCAUAUUGAUUACGACUGUAAGUAAACGAGCCUUAGACUGUGACCGGCUACACUUCCUGCUGCCGACACGUUUAGCUCACCCUGCGUCCAGUUAUCAACUAACGUCGCCUUAGCAACACUAAACACAAACCAAACAGAUCGCCAAACCGGCGUUAUCAUGUGGUGUAAACAGCGGAGUUGACAUUAUACUGCCAGGAACCCCAAACUGUUAAAAGGCAGCAUAGAGGCCAGUUGGAUAGCAGACACAACCGGAAAGGCUUCCAGUCCCUCACUGUUAUCACAAAAGUCCACCUGGGGUAAAUUCGCCCGUACGCCAUUAGGUUAUUAAGAUUCGCAUCCAGUUCAAAGUUCAAAGAUUCCAAUGGGUUGCAACUCAAGCAAAACUACCGGGACUGCUACAGGUCCAGCAAAGCAGAAUAACGAUGCGGAAUGUACGAAUGGUGACGUGGGUACAACUGACCAACAAAACAACACGGAUACGCAACCGGAAGAGCAAGGUAAUACCGAAAGGGACACAACGCCAACUCAAGAAACAGAAAAUAAGGUCAUUAACGAUGCUGGAGAAAACAAGGCAGAUACGAUAGAAUCUAACGGCAAUGACGUCACAACAAAUGGAGUGGACACUUCAGCAGCAGAUCAGAAUCAGGUUUUAGCCGACACAAAUACAGAUGAAACUGCACAGCAACAUGAGGACUGAUUCCCGAUUGGAAUGCUCGUAAUGUACAAAGAAAUCCAGUAUAUCAAAGACUCAAACCCCAGUGCACCAAGGGGUUAAGAUGAGGAGCCACAUAAACUACUUCGUACAACCCAUUCCAUACUCCCGUCAGUAUUCAUACGCCAACACAAAAUAUACGCCUUUUUGUGAAAGAGGCCAGAAAAUAGUGUGUAAUAUAGAAAAAUAAGUUAACAGUUAACGAAGAUCAUUUUAUAUAAGAGCGAAU
This is a messenger RNA of Liolophura sinensis, 2590 nucleotides long. RefSeq lists its product as uncharacterized. The coding region runs from base 2011 to 2346 and encodes 111 amino acids. The record is from RefSeq and is a predicted model, not a curated record. NCBI's taxonomy places the organism in Eukaryota, Metazoa, Mollusca, Polyplacophora, Chitonida, Chitonidae. The transcript is spliced from 4 exons.